Molecule: messenger RNA, 1588 nt
Organism: Cheilinus undulatus (humphead wrasse)
Lineage: Eukaryota; Metazoa; Chordata; Actinopteri; Labriformes; Labridae
Exons: 6
Coding region: 40-1095 (351 amino acids)
Biological process (GO): response to bacterium
Source: RefSeq, a predicted model, not a curated record
AUAACAGUUGUGCAAGACACGAGAGGGUUUUUUUGCACAAUGAUCAGAAAACUGGCAGCUUUGAGUCUUCUUUGUGCAUUGCAUCUCAUUCAAACUGCAAAACUUCCUGAAAAGAUCUCUCUGACUGUGGUUGAAGUCGGUGGAAAUGUCACUUUGAAAUGUUCAAACUAUGGGGGAGGCAGAUUCUUCUACUGGUAUAAGCAGCCGGUUGGAUUCAUGGUCCAAAAAGUUGUUUCAGGAAGUUCUACUCAAACCUCGCUGACUGCAGAGUUUAAUAACCAACGUUUUGAAGUCAUACAGGGGAAGGAUCACUUUUUGCUCUCCAUCAGAAAUGCCAGCAAGGAGGAUGAAGCAACAUACUUCUGCCACACUGGAACUGCUUAUACUCAAGAUUUCAUCAAUGGCAUCUUCUUGGCUGUUAAAGAUGUUACGAAGGAGAAGUCCGUCAUCGUGGAACAAAGCCCAAGGAAAGCAUCAAUCCAGUCGGGACACUCUGUGGUUUUCAAAUGUUCUCUUCCCUCCAUGAACAAAGAAACCAGAAAGCAAUGUCCAGGUGAACACAGUGUGUACUGGUUCAGAGCUGGAGCAGGAGAAUCCCAUCCAGCUGUUAUUUACUCUCACAGUGACAGAGGUGAUGAAGAAGAGAAGAGUUGUGUUUACAGUCUGUCCAAAACCAUUCACAACUCGUCUGAUGCUGGGACGUACUACUGCGCUAUAGUCACAUGUGGACAAGUCCUGUUUGGUGAAGGAACAACAGUGGAGACAAAAUCAGAGCUUUAUCUCAUCAUUAUUGUACUUGGAGUAUUGUUGGCCUGCUGUCUGACUGUCAACCUCGUCCUUUUAAUCCGUGCCAGUCACAACAGAGCCUGCGAACAUUGCAAAGCAGAAGCAAAAGGAGCUUCUCAUCAUCCUGGAUGUGACACAACAAUAGUGGAGCAACCUACUGACCUGGAUGGAGACACUGAGGCAGAAAACUACGCAGCACUAAAUUUCUCUGCAAGAAAAGUCAAAAAUGUGAAGAAAACCAGAGAAUCAUCACAAGAAUGUGUGUACUCAGCCGUGAGGAGGGGCAAACAGCACCACCCAUCCCAGUAACGGAGAACGGAAGCCUGAGAACGUCAAAAUGGAGAGAGGCUUCAAGCAUACACGUCAACAUGUUCAUGUCAUGAUGUUGGUGAGUGAGCAGCCACAAGCUGCAACUCAGGAGAAAGACUAAAGAAAUGGAAACAGAGGAUCUGCUGUUGUAAUAUAGUUUGGAUUUCUUAAUGAAAUAAUAAAAUGAAGGCAUGGUGCAUACUGUCAUGAUCCAGGUUCUGAUUUGUUAGAUUAUGAGUUUUUCUAGUGUAUUUCCUGUGUUUAGUUUUGAUCCCUCGUGUUUUCCUUGCUCUGUGAUUUCCAUGUUUUUAGUUUUACCUUGUAUUUAGGUGUCCUAGUUUGUAUAUUUCUGGUGUUUAGUUCUUAGGUGUUUCUUGUAGUCCUUGUGUUUCUGUGUAUUUUGUGCUUCAUGUUUAGGUUAUUCCCUGUGUUUUAUGUUGAGUUACUCCUUGUAUUUCCAGUUUAUUCCUUGUUUCAUGUUAAGUUUUUACUC